UUUGGCCGACAAUCCCUGAGGACCCCACCGCCGCUGCUUCCUCCCUGCGCUGCUGUAUUCGACAUGGAGCUCUCGGAAUGGAUUCACACGGCACAUGCGCCUAUCAUCCUUUUGAACGCUUCCGACGAAGCCCAACGAAUAUGCCGAAAGAACGGGGGGCUCUCGGUGGAUCAACUGUUGAACGCGUUUGGAGUGUUUCCUCGCGCCGACACACCCGUUCGCACAAUCAACGGCCACAUUACGUUGCCCGAGCUGCGUCUGCGCUUCAUUAGCGCGUCCAAGUUUAAAACGUCGUCCUCGGAAGAAGCAGCCGUGAAACUGAACCAUGUCGUGGCGACGUCGGCGUCUUCGUUGAUGGCGCGAUCCGUCCUGCCGUUGGACCUUGCCCCGGUCACGACCGAGGACGACGUUGCCCCCUUUUUGCGCUCGAUUGGCGGAGACCCCAUGCCAUGGUACAGUGCGUUCAAGCACGAGGUCAUGGAGAGCUUCCAGUGCGACGACACGAGCAUGAUGUACCAUCCGCACGCGUUGUUGUUGGUCGUGUCGUCCACCGAGGCCGACCCCCGCGGCACGUUUCACCAAUUGGGAGCUCCCGCCAACCUCCCGUCGGUCUUCCACGACGGCCUGUAUGACACGAACGUGCCCAAGUACUACCUCGUCCUCCACGACGCGGUGGAGACGCAGCACACGUCCAUCGACGCUGGCGCGAUCUACCGCAAUUUGAACCUGCCGCCGAAUUCUGGGGGAGUGGUCCGGAUCAACUCGCUCUCGGCCCCCGUCGCCAACGACGUUUGGAGCCAUCAUCCGUACGUCCGGGGCCUCCGUCCGUCGGAGGAGGAGCAGCCGCUUCCGUACGGGUGCUUUCUCUCCGACGACGAUCGGUUGGCGCUGCGCACAAUGGUGUGGGAGUUUGGGGUCAAGUUUGUCUUGCCGGCGAUGGAAGCCAAGCUGUUGUCGCUCAACGAGACCGUGGCGGCCGUCCGCAAAGGCGUUCGAAACGCGCUCAAAGCAUGGUGGCGCAAACCCAAAGAAACGUCCGGUACCCUCAACCGCGUGUACUUGUAUCGGUUUGACAGCAUCGAGUCCAACAUGCGGCUUCUCGCGGACAUUGCAUUUGUCAUCCGCGACUACGACUUGGCGUACAACAUGUACAAGCUGGUGCGGGACGACUACAAGAAUGACAAGGCGUUGCUGCACUGCGCGCACGCUAGCGAGUCCAUCGCGCUCUGCCUGUACAUGAUGAAGGGGCCGCCCGCCGACAUCCACCACGCGCUCGACACGACGGCGGCCAUCUACGCCCGACUGCAGGUGGCAUCCCCGACGCUGUCCCUUGUACGCCACGCCGCCCGCACGGCGAUCCUAUCGAGCGAGAUCUUUAGCCACAUGUUGUCAGAGCACAUGGACGCGGCGUCGGCGGCGCUCAUCCGGGGCUCAAGCGCCACCGACCCCAAGCUAUCGGGGCUGGGUAUCUGCUCGGCCGUGUUUCUCGAACGCGCGGCGUACUGCGAUUUGCAGGCGCGGAACCCCAAGUUCCGCAAGUAUGGGUUCCGGAUGGUCAUGGCCGGACACGUGUACUCGCUACUGGGGUACGAACCCCACGCCGCACGGUGCUACAGCUGUGCGCGCGCCGUGUACGCCAACUCGCGGUGGCACCACGUGGACGAUCACAUCACGGGCACGUUGGCGAAGCAGCUGGUCGGCCUAGCCCUGCCCCAGCAAGCGAUUGCGCUGCUCUUGACACGGAUUGGGUCGGGGCGGCAUGCCAAAGGGCAGCAGCUGACGCUCUUGGCCGAGUUUUACGACCUCGUAUCCGAGUACUUGCAAGACCACAGUGCCGUGGGCAUUUCGAACUUUCACGUGAUGGACUCUGGCGGCCAAAGUGCCAAGGUGCUGCUCAUCAAAGCACUGGUCAUCCCAGCGAUCCACGACCCGUCCGUGGUGGUAUUUGCCCCUGCGAACGCGUUGGCCCUUGAUGACGUGGCAGCGUCACAACCUGGGCGGGACAAACUAGAUUGGAAGCAACAGCUCGAGUAUUUGCUGAUGAAAGAAGAACGCAUCGAGCAGUUGGCUACCACGUCCACCCAAUCGUCGUGGCUCGACUUGUCCGUGUCGUCGGCGGCGGCGCUGCAAUUGCCGCUGCCUCUUCGGGGAAGCAAAAAACACAAGCAUGCGACCGAUCCCCCCCCCGUGUACAUGGUCGGCGAGGCAGUGUACGUAGAGUUUACCGUCAAGAAUCCCCUAGCGGUCGAAGUCGUGUUAAAACAGCUGCAUCUGUUUGGCUCGGUGCAAGGUAGCAGUAGUUGUGCCACGUCGAUCGAUUUCCCCGUGUCACAGGACGAGAUGGGGGUAGCAGUUGUGACAGUGGAUCGCCAAGACAUUUCGCUGCCGCCGCACGCCGAAGCCGUCGUCCGUCUGAGUGUGGUGCCCCACGACGCCGGGGUCGUCCGGAUCCAGGGCGUGCGAUGGGCGUUGAAUGCGCACGUCCACGGCGAGCACACGUUCGACCUCCCGGGCAUGUUGCUGCAGGAUUCGCUCGAGAGCCGUGCCACCCGCGCCCGUGCCCCAAAUACUACCCUUGUGUGCGACAUUCAACCGGCCAUGCCUUGGCUCGGCGUGUCGUUCACUCGGGACGGAAAUCCGCUGCCGACGCCGCUCAUGUGUUUGGAAGGGGAAGUGCUGACGUUGGACCUCCAUGUGGCCAACAAGGGCUCGUACGCGCUGUCCCACCUGACCUUGGUGUGUUCUAGUUGGUUGUAUGUGGUCGAAGGAGUAGCAGCCGGGGGCGACGACGACGCCGCCGUCGUCACCUCCCGCGUGGUUGGCGCGUCGGGGCAUGUGACAACGUUGCCGACGCUCACGCUCAACCCAAACGAGUCCAAGUCGUUCAAAGUUCACUGCAGCAGUCGUACACUUGGCCCACAAAACGUUCGGUUUCUGUUUCGAUACGCCAACGCAAACAACUCGACGCGGCGCGUUGUGCCUGUGGAGUUUGACAUUGAAGUGCUCAAGGGCUUAACAGUGUCUCAUGCGAUUCAUCCAAGCUACAAUGACAUAACUGAAUACGUGCUCGCCCUCUCGAUUCACAAUGGCCGAAAAGACAGCGCGAAGGAACCUGUUCCGUCCAUGACGAUUCCAUCUGUGACAUCGUGGAGCUCGUCGUGGAAAAUCCAGCCGUUUCAGAACUCUUCCGACGCUCCGUCAUCGCUAGUGCCGCCGCGGCCAGCUAGUGUCUUGCAAUGGCAAGAGUCGAGUACGCUUUACUUUCGCGUGUCUCGUCGGGUCGACGGCGACGUGGCCAACACGGUCCGUCUCGGCGGAGAAGUUAGCCCAGUGUUGUUUCCGUGUGCCGAGUUUUUGUGUCUGGACCACGCUGCGUCGAGGAUAACGGCACUCAAACAGUCGAAAGCGCUGGCCACUGGCGGCUCCACGUCGUCGCAGUCGCAUGCGCUGCGGUCCAUUCAAAGCGUCCGUCGUGAAAACCAAGGCCAUCUGCAUCCGCCGACCAAAAACCACGGCGAGAUCACCGACAGUGGGCGCGUCAAGCCAACGUCGAGGGAGGCGCUCCUGGUGUCCCCCGAGACGGACUUGCAUUUGAUUGUGCUGUGGGAAGAAGGCACGGGGGCGGUGGGUACCGGCGUGCAAACAACAACCCCGCGGCGGCGGUGCGUAGGCCAAUCCAACCUCGUGCACGUCCCGAUCCGAUCGCCGGACUCGUCCACGGUGUGCCCGCUGACCAUGACGCUGUCGUAUCCCCGGCAUGUGGUGCUUGGCAACGCCGCUACCAACGUGGACGUGACGCUGCACAUUCGCAACAACGCGGCGCCAAACUCGCCCGGGAUCACGUUUACCCUCGAGAUGCUCGAGCCCGACGACGAACACCCGAGCGUCCGGACGUCGUCGUCUCCGUCGAGUCCGCGCGUGUUUUGGGCCGGCUGCACCCGCCAUACAUUUUGGAACGUGCAGCCGAAUGCGAGCGUCGACGUCCGUCUGUCGGCGUGCUUUGUCUCGGCGGGCAUCUACGACCUCAACCGAUUUCGAUUUGUGGUCGCGCGACCAGACAACCCAAAGCCGCUCACGGUGUUCUUCCCCGUCGAGUAUUUAAUUCAAGUGGCCACGGAAACAUACUAACACGAUAUCUACUAUAUAUAUAUAGUAGUACUAGUUAUGACUGUCUCUAUACGUACAGUAGUACUAGUAUAUUGCCCUUUUUACCCAAA
Molecule: messenger RNA, 4217 nt
Organism: Aphanomyces astaci
Lineage: Eukaryota; Oomycota; Saprolegniomycetes; Saprolegniales; Verrucalvaceae
Exons: 4
Coding region: 64-4128 (1354 amino acids)
Biological process (GO): protein localization to phagophore assembly site; endoplasmic reticulum to Golgi vesicle-mediated transport
Cellular component (GO): cytoplasmic vesicle; phagophore assembly site; TRAPPIII protein complex
Source: RefSeq, a predicted model, not a curated record